GCAACAACAAGAAAGAAGAAGGCACCUGCAUAAAACAAACGUAACUUGUGAUUAUUUAUAUUAGAAAUAAAUUGAAUGUACUUAAAUUAGAAGAAAAAUAUUUUCGUAUAAUUGCAACAAGUGAUGAACGAUUGCUGCAACGCUGAGAUGCAUGGUCAGGCAUUUCACAGCAUGUUAGAAACAAUUGUUGAUUCGAAAAUUAUAUCAAUUGAAGUAUUUACGGCAGCGAUUGGUAUUUUGUUUGUGGUGGUGCUGCUUAAAAACAAAUUCAGAAGUUUCUGCGGAACCUGAACUAAAUAUGUAUACAUUUGAUUAUUUAGUUUUAAUAAA
Molecule: messenger RNA, 330 nt
Organism: Teleopsis dalmanni
Lineage: Eukaryota; Metazoa; Arthropoda; Insecta; Diptera; Diopsidae
Exons: 1
Coding region: 124-291 (55 amino acids)
Source: RefSeq, a predicted model, not a curated record